UGACAUCACAGGAAGAAGGGGGAAGUUGGGACCUGUCAGGAAAAAGUAAGGGCAUAUUGUAUAACUGACCUCACAGGGAGGAGGAGCAGGAUGAAUGAAAAAAAGCAUUUUAGGACUUUCCGUAAGAAUGAACCUGUCAGCACAAAGUAAGAGAGAGGACAUAACUGUUGCCUACAGUGGGUGACGGAUUUCGUAGCUAUUUGGAGAUUGUAUAGUGAGAGAGCGUACAGGGCCCCCUGCUGACAGUUUGCUUUGACACGUGUGAUUGCGAAUGGAGUUAAUGCUCGUGGACGCGCUGCUUUCUCAUUGUAAAGACCAUGCUACACUCAUUACUGAACUCGGCUCGUGGAGUCUAGGUGCAGAGAAGGUCCCUACACCUGAGAAUCUGGAGAUUCUCCGCCUUAUUCUGAGAGAACUGGCCACGAGAAAUGAGAAAACACAAACAGAGAAGCUCAGUCAAGUUGUAACUGCACUUGCUCUUAACAACUGUUUGCCUCUGCUCGCCAUCCUGCGAGAUGGAAUCCUGCCGCUUCGUGAUAUUACGCGAGUUGCAAGGACUGUGUGUGUUGUAUUACGUCACUGUGCAGAAAUUGUGGGGAAUCAAGUUGCAGUGCCAGUAUCUCAGGCUGCCAUCAGGGUCUUAGGAACACGUGGGAGUGCGUCACAGAAGGAAGAACCAGCUGGGACGGAGCAUUUGCAGACUUUUGUAGCGCAUGGAGAAAGUGCACCACAUUCUAAACAUAAAGACAUUUCUGUGGAAGAAGCCAUCGAAGUUUUGGGUGCUGUGGUACCAACACUGCAAAGGCUUUCUGGCUGCAGUAAUGAGUUAGAGCAAGUCGUAAAAGCCACAGUGUAUGCCCUUAAAGAAGGAACUGAUGAAACCGCAAACUUAAUAUGUGCAAGAUUAUUACCCAGUCUUGGGUCAUAUAGGAAAAGUUUAAACAUGCUCUGGGGCCCACUUAUUACAGAUAAGGAAAAAAUGUAUGUAGAUGAUGGCAUCUGCUUAAGUCGCAGGUUGUUGGUAUUAAGCGCCUUAUCAGAUCAUCUUUUCAUAACUGAUUCUAAAGACAGACCCCUUAAAUCUUGGUGCUGCAGUAUCUUUUGGACAUUGGUGCAGGGCGGCUUGUGUAGUCCUGACAGCCUGACCAGAAAAAGAGCAGUGUACCUGUUAAAAAAAGUGAUCGACUGGUGUCAGGAGACAGGGGAGGAGAUGGCAUGUAGAACGGAUUGCUGUAGAGAUGGAGAUCCUGCAUUGUUCUUUUGGUCCACCUGGAAAAUUGAAGCAAUCCUGUUGUUUUGGGAGAAUUAUUUGUUGGUUGUGGAAACACUAGAAGGAAAUCAGAUACAUGUCAUCAAACCAGUUUUGCCAAAAUUAAAUGUUAUAAUUGAAUCAUCAGUGUCGGAAAAUAAAGAUUCCUGGCUGUUUCACCCCUCUUGGCAUCUAUGCAUUUAUAAACGUAUGUUUGAGAGUGAGAACAAAACAUUGGCAAAGGAAGGAGUUCUCCAUUUUUUAGAUAUGUAUACUGCUAAAUCAUUACCUGAAUCACCAUCAUGUUCUGAGUUUAUAAUUGGACCCCUCAUGGAUGCUAUGUCAGAAAGCUCUAUGUACAGCAGGUCUUCAGACCAGUUAAUUGGUGAAUGCCCUAUCCUGGCAACAAAGUUUCAAAAGUUUUUGACUAAAUUUGUGUCCUCCCUUCCUCAAGAAAACAGAGGACUGAUCCUGCUGAAAUUUAUCAAGAAGAUGACUAGUCGGCACUGGAGUGCUGUUCCCAUACUGUUCAUGGCUAAGGCACUAGCUGAUAUUCCAGCAAAAAAAAUAUGGGGUGCAGAUGGGCUCCUGUUACUAAGAGAGGUGCUGCAGUGUACUAUGACUACUCAUCAAGUUCUGCUUCGUGGAGCUGCACAAUGCUUUUUUCUUCAAUCUGCAAUAAAGUUAACUGACACAGAAAAAGUUUCACUUUCUGAUAUAUCAAGUUUUCUCAUUUCUCUUCGAGCAGAUGAAUCCUUAGAUAGGGGAAGUAAGCUCUGGAAAGAGGUGUGUAUUUGGUUUAAAGAGAAAGCUGCUGCCUUCAAAAAAGAUUCAGUCUUUGAAUUUACAGGAUGCCUACAAAUAUCCGCUUUAAGCAUGUACACAAAAUGUUUAGUUGAAGAUUACCUAACAGUUCCUGGCUCAAAAGAUGAACAUGAACUCAUGCCAGACUGGUAUGAAUCAAGGCUUGUUGCCACCAUGGUACUCCUGGCUGCUGAUGUAGAACUUAUGAGUUCUUCAGAAAUAAACAUUGCCAUAUCAGAAACGGCUGAUUUGAAUCUUUUGUUUACUCCUCUUCUGACAUGUCUUUCCAAACUUGGUACAAAUGCGUACAUGCCAAUUCUGAAGACUGACAAGAUCUUACAGUUGCUCUUAAAAAUUCUGCAGAUAUGUUCAUCAAAAUCACUUCAAAAUGAAACAGAUGGACUAUUGACCAUUAUCUGGAAUUUAAUAACAACUACUACAUCAAGCAUUUUUGAGUUUAUUGUAAGAAAGUUAAGUGGUGAGCUGAAAACUAUUGCAGAUCUAGAUCGCUGUGAUUUAUAUCUUGCUAUAAUUUCAAAGUUUGUUAACUUAUCUUUAAGAUUUAACUGGAAAAACAGCUCUUCGAUAUUGAAGUUUAUAUAUUAUUUAACAGUUGCUUCAGCUGAAAACCUGCAGGACUUGAGCACAAAGAAGGAUGAAAAUCUUGAACAGCAAAUCCAAAAAAUAGUCAGCAUCGCCUGUCUGGCUUCAGUGUGUGGCAUAGCUUCUUAUUCAUCCCAGUUUCAAGAGGAUUCUUACAACUACAUCAGUGUGCUUUGCAGAUAUGUGUCAUCUAUGCAAUUAAAUGUCAGCCUCUCAAAACCCAUUGCUUGUGAAGAAAGGUUACUAGAAGAAACCACUUCUCAAGGGUGGGGCAAAAUAGUUGCUCGGUACUUACAUGAUCAGUGGGUCUGCUUCCAUUUUGUCCUUCAUAAACACAAAUCCAGUUUAUCUACAUCAAACACCAAAAAUCUUGAAUUUGCUUCACUGAUUUUCUCAUCGCCAGCAUCAUCUUUACAGUCAGCUCUUGAUGUACUCUCUGUUAUUCCCUCGAGUGAGGUCCUACCUGUAUUUUGUUGCAUGAAGCUUCUGGUACCCAAGGUUCUUGACUCUUCUGAACUUUUAGCAGUGGAUUGUAUCAAUACAGCUUGGAAAAUUGUGUUGUCUUCAUGCAACACUCAACUAGUGUUUUGGCCCACCUUGCAAGUUUUUGUUGAAUUUGCUUUCAGUAACGAAGUACUUUCUGGAGCUUCUCAUACUAAAGGUCAAUUGUAUUUCCGAAUAAAAGAGAUGAUACAAGAAAUGGUUGAAAUGUCCAUAUCAAAGACAGGAGUAUUCAAUGUGUUGGUUUCUUACUGCUGCCAGUCAUGGACAGACUAUUCUAAGAAAGCUAGUAUUACAGACGAUGGUCUUCUACAUGCAAAAUGUUACAUGGAAAUCCUCACAGAAGCAUGUGUGUUCGGCACUGUUUGUAGACGAGAUCAGAGGUUAAUUCAAGAUACCCAUGCUUUUAUUGAAAGUUUAGGAAAAGAUUGUGCAUCAAACAUUGCUGUGAUAAGCACGAACAGGGAUGAACACCAGGUCCGAAUAUGUGCAACUGUAUUUUUUAGUUCUUUGGAUGAGUCAAAUGCACUUCACACGCAGUUUCUGCAAGGCCUUGUAAUUCAUCUUCUUGAUAAGGACAUAAUUGUUUCCAAGACAAAAACAAGGUACUAUGGAAAUUCUCUUCAUCACCGGCUAAAAAACCGCCUGUGGCAAAUGCUGUUAAUUCUGAUUCCCAAACUUGACCAGAACUUUCUCUCUGAAAUCAUUGACAGGAUUUUCCAAGCUGGGUUCAGUAACAAUCAAGCAUCCGUUAAAUAUCUUAUAGAAUGGGCCAUUAUACUGAUACUUCAUGCACAUCCUAUAUUUCUUUCCAAAUUCUGGAACUGCUUUGGCAAUACUGAAGAAAAACUUAAAACCAGCAUUUGUACAUUUUUGUCUGUGCUUCCUCAUUUUGAUGUAGUUAUUGCGAAUAUUCCUGAUAAGGGAUCUAGUCUAAAGAAGGCUCUAGUCACUGCACUUCAGUGGUGUUUCAAUCACAACUUCAGUGUUCGGCUUUAUGCAUUGAUUGCUCUAAAGAAACUCUGGGCCAUGUGCAAACAACAGUGCAUACAUGAAUUUGAUGAACUGGCUUUAGUAAUAGAGUCCAGUCUUGAUCUAGUAGAAAAUAUCCAAGGCACUGGUAAUGCAAGAAAAAACUGGCUAAGAAUACAGAAUCAUUUCUUCUUUUCUACAUUUCAUCCAUUAGAAGACUACAGCAUAGAGACAAUAUUUUAUACUCUUCCAAGCUUGUCAGAGUUAAUUGAGGAUGAAUGGAUUUCUCCCCACAAAUUCUUCAGAUAUACUAGUAAUUCUUGGCAAUCAUCACUACCACUCAACAACCCAAGGCCCAUGAAUGUAGACCUGAUGUCAAGUGACUGGUUACAGAAAGACACUGGUAGAGGCAGUGAUUUGUGUGACACAAUCAAUGAGACUGAAUGGACAGAUAUUCAGAAAAAGAUCAUUCCCUGGAAAAAUAGUAUCCCAGAUUUUGAUUUAGAAAUGGCUGUUCAGAAUCGUGCUGCCAAGCUUGGGAAAUCAAAUGGAAGUCUUAUUGUUGUAGCAUCUCUUAUUGAUAAACCCACAAAUUUAGGAGGUCUAUGUCGCACUUGUGAAAUAUUUGGAGCUUCUGCAUUAGUUGUUGACAGUCUUCACCAUGUUAAUGAUAAACAGUUUCAGUAUCUCAGUGUAACUGCUGAACAGUGGCUUCCACUUACAGAGGUUAAACCAACUCAGCUUCUAGACUAUUUGCAACUUAAAAAAAACAAUGGAUACACCAUAAUUGGAGUAGAGCAAACAGCAAAAAGUUUUGAUCUUACAGAGUAUUGUUUUCCAGAGAAGUCCUUGUUGUUACUUGGAAAUGAACGAGAGGGAAUUCCCGCUAACCUAAUACAGCAUCUUGAUGUUUGUGUAGAAAUUCCACAACAAGGAAUAAUCAGGUCACUCAAUGUCCAUGUUAGUGGUGCAGUUUUGAUUUGGGAGUAUACAAGACAACAAAUCUUGAAGCAAAAAGAUUGUGGAAAAUAGUAUUUUUCAGAAAAAAAUAAAUCAAUGGAUUUUACUUUUUAUUUAUUUACCCUAUUAAAUCACUUGUACUUCACUUGGAAGCUCAAUAUUUUUUACAAAGGCAUGACUAAAUAUUGAAAUAAACAUCUUCAUUUACUUA
Molecule: messenger RNA, 5300 nt
Organism: Xenopus laevis (African clawed frog)
Lineage: Eukaryota; Metazoa; Chordata; Amphibia; Anura; Pipidae
Gene: tarbp1.L
Product: TAR (HIV-1) RNA binding protein 1 L homeolog
Exons: 30
Coding region: 272-5161 (1629 amino acids)
Source: RefSeq, a predicted model, not a curated record